Strigops habroptila (Kakapo) is the source of this 1817-nucleotide messenger RNA. It is a transcript of the gene EMX1, whose product is annotated as empty spiracles homeobox 1. The transcript has 3 exons. Gene Ontology annotation, molecular function: DNA binding; DNA-binding transcription factor activity, RNA polymerase II-specific. The coding region runs from base 480 to 1199 and encodes 239 amino acids. Lineage: Eukaryota; Metazoa; Chordata; Aves; Psittaciformes; Psittacidae. Gene Ontology annotation, biological process: central nervous system development; brain development; regulation of DNA-templated transcription. The record is from RefSeq and is a predicted model, not a curated record.
CUGCCUCCUUCUGCCUCCCCCUGUCCUGCCUCCCCCCUGCCCUCCCCUGCCUCCCCUUUCCCUCCCCUGCCUCCCCCUUCCCUCCCCUGCCUGUCCUGUCCUGCCCUCCCCUUCCCUCCCCUGCCCUGCCUCCCCCUACCUCCUCCUGUCCCCCCCUUUCCUCCUCCUGCCCUCCCCGCCCGGCCCCAUCCCCAUCCCCGGUCCCGGCCCCGGUCCGGGCAGGUGAGGCCGCCCCCUCCGCCGGGCCCCGCCAGGUACCGGCUGUAUUUGUACCGGCUGCCGGGGGCUUGCGGGUGCGUGGGAACCCGCGGGGCGGGUGCGGGUGUGUGUGUGCGGGUGUGCACGGCCGGGGGGAGGUUUCUUGCACACACACACACACACACACACACGCACACACACACCCGAAGGAACAGCCCCGCUCCGGCCCCCCCCUUCCCCAUCCCACACCCCCCCCCUCCCGCCCCAUCCCGGCUCACACCAUGUUCCAGCCGUCCGCGAAGCGCUGCUUCACCAUCGAGUCCCUGGUGGGCAAGGACACCCCGCUCGGCCCCGGGGACCCCCCGCGCCCCGCCGCCCUCGCCUACCCCGGCCCCGCCGCCGCCGACGCCGCUGCUUUCACCCCCGGCUUCCCGGGUGCCGCCGCCGCCGCCGGCCGGGCCCUGUACGGUAGCGCCGAGCUCGUCUUCCCCGAGGCCGUGGGGCACCCGGCGCUGCCCGUCGGGCCCCACCAGCUCGGGGGCUCGGCGCUGCCGCCGCCUCACUCCUUCUUCGGGCCGCAGCACCGCGACCCGCUCAACUUCUACCCCUGGGUGCUGCGGAACCGCUUCUUCGGGCACCGCUUCCAAGGGAGCGAGGUGUCCCAGGAGAGCCUGCUCCUCCACGGCCCCUUCGCCCGGAAACCCAAGCGCAUCCGAACCGCCUUCUCGCCGUCGCAGCUCCUGCGGCUGGAACGGGCCUUCGAGAAGAACCACUACGUGGUGGGCGCCGAGCGCAAGCAGCUGGCCAGCAGCCUCAGCCUCUCCGAGACCCAGGUGAAAGUGUGGUUCCAGAACAGGCGGACGAAAUACAAACGGCAAAAGCUGGAGGAGGAAGGACCCGACUCGGAGCAGAAGAAGAAAGGUUCCCACCACAUCAACCGAUGGCGCCUCGCCACCAAGCAGUCGAGCGGAGAAGACAUCGACGUCACCUCCAACGACUAAGGCAGGGACAGGCUCCUGGUGCAGCCACCAUGGAGAGGAACCCGGGGGAGGACGGGGGGACACGGUUGGCAUCACCAAACGAACUCUAGGGACGUCGUGCUCCGAAGCCACCACCGCCGCCACCCGCUGCCUUUCCUUGGGGACCCCUGGCCCGGCCGGGGACCCGCACCCCGUCCCCCCCCUGCCGCCGCCGCCCGGGGCAUCCCUCGGAGGUGCUUUUCGGGAAGCUCCCGCCGCCGAGCCAAGGAGGAAGAGGAGGCUGCCGGGGACCGCGGCCCUGGGACGCGACCGCGCAUCCUCCUCCACGCUGGAAGGCGUCCGUCAGCCAUGAGAUCAAAUCCAAACGUCCUACCUAGAAGCUCAAUGUGAACCCCUGUUUCAGUUUCCUUUUUCACUUUGAUUUCCUUCACCUCCCUCCUUUCCCCCCCCCCCCAUUCCCCCCGUUGUUUUGUUGGUUGGUUGGUUUUGUUUUUUUGGGUUUUUUAUUUGAUUUGACACAGUUUUAUUUUAAUUUAUUCUUUUCUUUCGGUGCCUGUGUGCGUGCGUUCCCUGUCGUAGGUAGUCAGCAGCUGUAGUGUGUGUUACUGCGUGGUAAUAAAGAGCAACAUGUGCUGGAAA